AUGACGAGUGCAACCCCGCCAUCGGACAACAACGAUCACCUCGUCCAGUCCAGCAACCCAGACCACCCUGCCAACCUCAUCCCGUCGCUAUGCGCCAAAUUCUGGACACUUGGCUGGGUGACUGGCACUGGAGGCGGAGCGUCAAUCCGCGAAGAUGAUCUCGUCUACAUCGCGCCGUCAGGAGUCCAAAAGGAGUUGAUGAAGCCGUCCGACAUCUACGUCCUCUCGCUCGCCGCGCAAGCCCAAUCCCUCGACCGCCGCAACCGGGUCUACCUGCGCAGCCCGCCCAGCUACAAGCCAAGCCAGUGCACGCCGCUCUUCCUGGCCGCCUUCACCAAGCGGCGCGCCGGUUGCUGCAUCCACACGCACUCGCACUGGGCCGUGCUGGUGACGCUUCUCCUCGAGACACAGACGCCAGCGCAGGCAGAGGCCGUGGGCAGCCAAAACCCCGGUCGUGAGUUCCGCAUCAACAACAUCGAGCAGAUUAAGGGGUUCGGGAAAGGGUUUGAGAAGAGCGGGAACCUGGGCUACCACGAUACGCUGGUCAUCCCGGUGAUUGAGAACACGGCUCAUGAGGAGGAUCUGACCGAGUUUUUGGAGGCGGCCAUGGACAAGUACCCGGAUACCUAUGCGGUGCUGGUCCGGCGACAUGGCGUGUAUGUCUGGGGGGACAAUGUGCACAAGGCGAAGACCAUGUGCGAAAGUCUCGAUUAUCUCUUCCAAUUGGCCGUCGAGAUGAAACAGCUCAAUCUGCCCUGGAUCACCGACAUAGAGCCAGUGGUACCGACGAGGUCGUGA
This is a messenger RNA of Dichotomopilus funicola, 798 nucleotides long. RefSeq names its product class II aldolase/adducin N-terminal. The record is from RefSeq and is a predicted model, not a curated record. The coding region runs from base 1 to 798 and encodes 265 amino acids. Lineage: Eukaryota; Fungi; Ascomycota; Sordariomycetes; Sordariales; Chaetomiaceae. Gene Ontology annotation, molecular function: methylthioribulose 1-phosphate dehydratase activity; metal ion binding. Gene Ontology annotation, cellular component: cytoplasm. The transcript has 3 exons.